AUGGCCUCGCUGUCCCCCACCCCCUCCCUAUCCCCAUCCCCAUCACCAACGGCGAGCCCGCGCGGCCGCGAAGAUCGCUGGCGCGGAGGGCGAGGAUCUGAUUCUGAGGAUACCCCGCGGUCGUACCGCGAUGCGCUGGCCGGUGGGCAUGUGGCGGAGCGCGUGGACGGGCCGGAAUCCUCCCAGCCGCGCCAUGAGAUGCCGUCCAUGGUUCGCCGGGAGGAGGAGAGCACGGCCAUCGACGAGCUCGAUGAUUCGGAGGAUCUGCUCGAUGAGGAAGAAGAAGCUCCGUGGGAAGAACCCACGCACAUCACCCGCAAGCGCGCCAGGGGGCGCCGUGGUGGCAAGAAGGUGGCGGCGCGCCCCAGGCGCGACGUCGGCACCUACGCUGAGUUCGACAGCCUGUGCUUGCUCUGCACUCAGCCAGGACACCGUGCCGCCGAUUGCACCACGGGGCCGGUGUGCCUCCGCUGCGGUGAAGCUGGCCACAUGGCGAGGGAGUGCUCGCUCCCGCGCCAGUGUCGCCGCCGGACGGAGAAGAACCUGCGAGGAAGAGAGUGA
This is a messenger RNA of Lolium perenne, 561 nucleotides long. The record is from RefSeq and is a predicted model, not a curated record. Lineage: Eukaryota; Viridiplantae; Streptophyta; Magnoliopsida; Poales; Poaceae.